Molecule: messenger RNA, 1049 nt
Organism: Chiroxiphia lanceolata (lance-tailed manakin)
Lineage: Eukaryota; Metazoa; Chordata; Aves; Passeriformes; Pipridae
Exons: 4
Coding region: 117-1049 (310 amino acids)
Source: RefSeq, a predicted model, not a curated record
GCUGUCUCUAUGACACAACGGGAGGCCUAACAUUCCGUCCCUGGAGAUGCUCCAAGAGGAGCAUCCAGACCUGUGUCCAGUCAACAGAAGCGACCGGCCACCGAGCCUGACUGACCAUGGCCCUGUCAGCUCUGUGGCGCCGCUCUGUGAGCUGGAGAUCAGCCCUGACCCGGCUCGUGCAGCUCUUCCGCUCCCCCCAAACCUCCGGCACCAAAGGCUCAGCCAACCUGCCUCCACCAGCCCCACUGGCAAGCAGCCCCGGUGUUGCUGUCCCAUCAAACACUGCCCGGGGGGGGGCCCAGGGCAGUGGGAAGCCCCUGGCUGGGGCAGACCAGAGUGCCCCCCCGGGUCAACUGCAGCCCUACGACCAUCAGGGGAGAGCAGUGGCCCCGGUCCCACCAGCGCGGCACAGCCAGCGCAGCCCUGCCAGCUCAGCCAACCCCUCCGGGACAGCCCUGGGCAGUGGUAGCCCCCCAGACAGGAGCACCCCCAUGGAUGUGGACGCCACCCCAGUGCUUAACAUCAGCCUGGCCAGUGACGUCUCCAUGGAGGAGGACGCCCCCCGCGGCUGCGACCUCUCCCUGGCCAGCGACGUCGCCAUGGAGGAGGACGCCCCCCGCGGCUGCGACCUCUCGCUGGCCAGCGACGUCUCCAUGGAGGAGGACACCGCCCGCGGCUGCGACCUCUCGCUGGCCAGCGACGUCUCCAUGGAGGAGGACGCCCCCCGCGGCUGCGACCUCUCGCUGGCCAGCGACGUCUCCAUGGAGGAGGACACCGCCCGCGGCUGCGACCUCUCGCUGGCCAGCGACGUCUCCAUGGAGGAGGACGCCCCCCGAGGCUGCGACCUCUCGCUGGCCAGUGAUGUUGCCAUGGAGGAGGACACCCAGCAGCACGUGGGGACAGGCCUGCCUCCACCGCAGAGCAGCGUGUCCCCAGACGACACCAAGCUGGAAAGGCGGGGGGCGAAGAGGAAGAGGGGCUCUGAGCCAGGGGUUGCCAGCAAGAUCAAGGCUCCCGCAGCCGGGGCUGGGGCAGGAAGAUUGGCUUAG